Oreochromis niloticus (Nile tilapia) is the source of this 3001-nucleotide messenger RNA. It is a transcript of the gene ccdc28b, whose product is annotated as coiled-coil domain containing 28B. The record is from RefSeq and is a predicted model, not a curated record. The coding region runs from base 417 to 1055 and encodes 212 amino acids. The transcript has 6 exons. NCBI's taxonomy places the organism in Eukaryota, Metazoa, Chordata, Actinopteri, Cichliformes, Cichlidae.
CAGUAAGUAGGAUGUUUACAAAGAGCCAUCCUCAGGCGGUGCACAGCAGCAUCCUGCCAGUCAGUAACCUGCGUGGAGCGGUCGCUCCUCCCCCCGUGGCGCACGGCCGGGUGGACUGGCCCUUUAAGAGGAAUAAAGACGACAGCUGAGCUCCGCACGAGCCAAGCGCGGCAUCGAGGCUCUUUACAUUUCAUCGGUAAUAAACACCGGGGCUGCACGGAUCGUUCUGUACCUCUGUAUUAAAUUUCUUUUUAACAUCAGGAUUCAUAUGAAGUGGACUUUUAAAUCCUAGGAGGAGAAAUGCGAGCCGGCGCCCUGCCGGCGUUGCUCUCUGGUGCGUAAUUUAUUCGGACUUCCUGCACACCAGCCAGGCUGCACCUCAGGGAGCUUCUCCUAAUAGAACUAAGUAAAUAACAAUGGAAGACAAGCGCAAGAAGCGAAGCCCAAAAGUGUCCCUCCCCCAACCGCCUCCACCGCCCAUCAACCCCCGCAAGCUCUCCGUCCUGCCUGCCAGCAAAAGUGCCACUUUCUCCCUCGGCCUGCCGCAGCCUCCCUCCCCCAAGAACAGAGGCAAGUAUAAAAGGUCCAUAGGAGCGCCGGGACAGCCCAAAGAGGUGUUCGCAGCGGUCGUUGCUCCACCAAAGAUCACCAGACCCCACAGGGAGAAGCCCAGGGCCCCCCAGCCAGCAGGGCCCAGUAAAGUAGUCCAGUCGUCCCCCCUGCAGCACUCCUUCCUCACAGACGUCUCAGAUGUGAGAGAGAUGGAGGGAGGCCUCCUCAACCUCCUCAACGACUUCCACUCAGGCAAACUGCAAGCUUUUGGUAAAGUAUGCUCCUUUGAGCAGCUCGAACACGUCCGGGAGAUGCAGGAGAAGCUGGCACGACUGCACUUCAGCCUUGACAGCCACGUGGAGGAGCUUUCCGAGGACCAGAGGAAAUGUGCUUCCGACCACAACCUGGAACACCUGCUCUGCAACCUGGAGGAGCUCAGCACCUCAAUACAAAAGCUCCACUUGGCUGAGAAUCAGGACCUGCCCAAGACAUCUGGUCCCUGACAGAGUGAGGUGUACGGGAUGGCAACCACACACUCGUCUAACGUGGAAUCGAUCCAGCUGCCUUAGUAACAGGAUGGAAAGAUCAACGGGAGGGGCUCGUUUUUUCCAUUUGGUCAGUGAAGCUGAGGGAACAAAGCAAGGACUCGAGAGCAGCAGAGCAUUAACUGAACACUCGGUCAAAAUCAUGAACCCCUCUCAUUCAUAACACAAAAAAAGAAACUGGAUGGUUAACUGAUCAGGAAUCUGUGAGAAUAUGCUGUAUGUGAACUUUCCCUUGGCUUUAGUUUUUAGUUACAUAACUCUAAGAAAGAAGUCAAUCCAGGUGAGUGAACUCAUCGGCUCUGUUGUUUGUUUUCAUGCCAAAAAGCACAUUUAAUGAGACUUUGAAAUAUUUAUACUGUUUCUUUUUGUUGUAUGUGUAUGCCUAAUCUGUGAUAUAUUCCAUCUAACUGUAUGCAUCCGUAAGCAAAGGUAAGGAAUUUGCACAUUCAAGUAGCAAACGCAUUCGGCCCUUUUGACAGCACCACUGUGGCUAGCUCGGAAGUUUAAAGGGAGUUUUGCUCUUAUUCUGAAAGCACUCCCUCAUUUUUAUAUCUUUGCUAAAGGUUUGCUAUUGGAAAACACUGGACAUGGAAAACAAAAUAUUUAUUUUCUGUGUAUAUAUCAGUUUUGAAUUAUGUGCAGUUUAGCUGCUGUAUUGGACAGGAUUGCCUUUAGGCUUUUUUCUUUAAAAAAAAUAAUAAAAAAAAUAGCAGUAGCAGCAUCCCUCCAAGCACAAGCUAGUUCACCCUGCUGCUGAAAUGCUAGAAAAUCACGUACCAUUGCAUGAAGGUCAAACAGUAGUUUGUUCAGUCUUACAAGGACCGCACAUGCGUAGUGUUUUGCAGCUAGCAUAAACUUCUAAACAGUGCUAUUUCAAAAUGGCAGCUACUUUGAUAUAAAGGUUCGGUGAUUAUGAUUUGUGUUUUAUUAAAUUACAAACCCUAGAGUGUACUUUGGAUGCCAUGUUUAAUCAUGACCAUACAAUUACAGAGAUAUUAGUGUUCACUGUUAAACAUCAGAGCAGUUUUGAAGCAACCCCCACCUUUUUUUUUUUUUUUUUUUAAAUUGUGUGCUAAGCCUACCUCUUUUCAAAGCCUUUGAUCGGUCCUCUUUCAAGGAUUCUUCACAGUCAGACAUUUUUGUUUUUUUACAUAUGAAGCGUAGUCCUCAUCAGAAGGCUAGUUAUGGUUAGCUUUUACUCAGCAUGUUAUGAAUGAAGCAUAAGAAAUUAAAAAAAGAACACCUGAAGCUUGUGUUUCCAGUAACUCCACCUAUUAAUAAAGCUAUAUUAGAUUACCUAAGCUGAAAAAUGUGUGUUUCAAUUUUAAAAAUGAUGUAUUGUUGUGAUUAGCAAGUUAAUCCCUCCGCCCCAUUUCCAGUCUUUGAAUGAGGCACUCCGAAGUUGGUUUUACAGAAAUAAAACAGUUUAUUCAUAUAUCUUCUUGCUCUUGUUCACAAACCAGUUCAGUUAUAAUUUAACAAUAGAUGAGUUAAAAGGCUACUUGAAGACUGGCACUAUACUGAGACAAUAUCAGACCUGGGCUGUGACUGUUUCUCAGGCAAAUGAAGAAGUAAAACUUUUCCCUUCUCAGAGUUCGAGACCAACCUUCCUCUAUGAGUCCACGUACACAUAAAUCAACAGUUUUGAUCUGCCAGUAAAUUUUGGUCAUGCAAAAAGAGACAUAGUACCAACUCAGCACAUUAUAUAUGACUUUUAAACCAUUACACAAGAGAUAAAUUAUAACUGUACCAUCAUACAGCAAACAUAUAGAAUAAGCUAAUACUGUGCAAAUACACAUUUGAGCUGUACAAAAUUAUUUUUUGUACUAUGCUUGUUAAUCUCAGUUCAAAAAUCUCCAACUACAUAAAGAUAUUUUAAAAAUAUCACAUCACAUCUGAUGAAA